GGGGAUUAUAUGGCGGGAAAGCGGGAAAACGCAGAUUCCCAGUAGGGGAUCACGUGCAAGAAAUCUGUGCUUUUCCAUUUUUCUAUUAAGUGAAGGAAUUCUGCACCUAGCGUGAUCGUGAAAGAAGGACUCCAAAGCACGUCAUAGAAAAAUCUAUGAAAGGAAUAUACGGUUUGUAUGUUUCUCUUGGAAAGUCGACUUAUAUGACAGGGCUUUUUAUAGAUUAUAUCAGCGUUUGCUGAAGAAUACGUGAGCAGAAAUUCUAAGCUCCGUGUGAACAGAAAUGAAAUAAACCCUCCAAAAUCGUGGUUUCACUGUAUCUAUUACAGCUCCACCUUCUUUUUUCUUCAUCAUGGCCACGGCAACGAGUGAUAUCGCUAAAUCUAUUGAUGAAUUGACCCACGCUAUUGCAGGCAUUGCUCACGUAGAACGUCCUUGUCUCGAAACUCGACUUAUUUUGCGCAAAAUGCACAAAGACAAGGAGCCGUUAACCAAAGAGUUGGCCGAGACCGAAGCGAAAGUAGCGGUUUGGAAGGCAGAGAUUAAGAAUCUCGAUUCGUGGAGUCUUCAGUGGUUUCUGUUGCUUAUUACGUGCGAAAUCCGAGCCGAAAGAGAUCGUGCUAGAAAAGGAUUGCAGAAAGCCGAGGAAUUGGUGUUGGAAGCGAGAGAUAAAGUGGAAAACAUGAACGAUCAAAUCAAAGACGUGGAAACACCCAACGAGAAGAAUGAAGUCGAUUAUAGAACACUUCAAAAAUACCGUGAAGAUUUGACGACGUUGUUGGACAAUCUUGCCAUUGAUGAAACCUUUUUGGAAAAUCGCAAACAAGAGAUUCAAACAAUCAAGGAUAGCUUAAAUCAGAUUAUUGAAGAUGACAAGACUUUGGAAAAGGUGCGUGAAUUAUUGAAAGCAGCCGAUUCAGCCAUUUUGGAGGCUAUCGUCGAACUGCGUCAGUCGAAUCAUGAAUCGAAUCUCGGUGAAGGAAGGGUCUAUUUUCCAGAGACCGCAUAUGAGGCGAUCAAAGAAGCACGCGAGUUGUAUCCCAAACUCCCUGCAAUCCAGCCUCCUGAAAAAUACGUCAAUGAAGCCGAUAACACGGGCGCCUAUUAUUCCCCUAUGCAGCGAUAUCUGUGGGAUAUCCGUCGAAAACUUGAUGAAUUGCUCGCUUGGUGUGAUCAUCAAGUCAUUCUGCAUAUGGAAGUGGAAAGCCGUGACACAAUUGUGCUAGGCGAGAAGACCGAUCAGUGGAAUAUGGAAAGACGACGUUUGGCUAAAGAGCAGUCCUUGAUGUAACGACCCCGUAACUCCGGCGCAUUCAAGGUUUUCGACUGGCAGAUAUAGCGUGGAUGGUAUUAAAGGUGCAUAGUUUUUCUUAUUUCUCUCACUCAACAGUUUCCUUAGUUUAUUUUUUAUUUUUGUAAAAUGAUAUUUUUAUAUUGUAUCCAUAGUUUAGUGUAAUGUCGCCUUAUUUUGUAUUUGUCGUUAAAACAUGAUAGUUCGUUCCCUUUUUGCGGUCUUUGUUUUUUCUUCUCUCGUCUCUGACGUCAGUGUGGAAGAUGAAUUUUUUUU
Molecule: messenger RNA, 1567 nt
Organism: Radiomyces spectabilis
Lineage: Eukaryota; Fungi; Mucoromycota; Mucoromycetes; Mucorales; Radiomycetaceae
Exons: 7
Coding region: 353-1291 (312 amino acids)
Source: RefSeq, a predicted model, not a curated record